GCGUUCAACACACACAUUUCCAGCUGUCACUGACGAGUGCAGAUUGUCAACAUGUAAAUUUGGAUCGCAAGAAAAAGCUAAAACAAGGAACAAAAUCGUAACAAUUCAGUUUGUGUAUCAAUUGCUCGUCCAUAGUGGCUUAGGAUAUUGUGCAGUUUAGUUGCAGAUGCGAUGCAGAAGAUCGCAAAACAGUACCCAAAGACGCAGUGAAACGUUCCGUGGCAAACUUAGCAAAGCGUACCGCGAGCUAGCACUACCCGAAAGCAAUCAAAAACCGCGUACGGGACUUUCCGGUUGGUCCAGAGAGUUCCCGUAAAGAGGUUGCGGAAACAACCUAGAGAACCAUAUUAUUAUCCGGGUGAAGACGGAGCAAUCACGGGUUCAAAAUGUUGUUAAAUAUUCACGACUCGUCACAGCUGGCCGAUAGCCGACGGUUAGGAACCGUGCUCUUAUUCCUAUUAAUAGAACUGUUCUUUGAUGGUGCCGAAACUGCCUCACAAGCUGAAAUCGAUCGACAUCUAGAAAUUGGUAGAGACUUUUUAGCCCGAGGUCAGCUAUCGGAUGCGUUAACACACUAUCAUGCGGCAGUAGAGGGUGACCCGAACAACUACCUUACCUACUUUAAGCGUGGCACAGUUUACUUCGCCCUCGGGAAGGCCAAAUUUGCAAUAAGCGACUUUACGCGCGUGCUCGAACUGAAGCCCGACUUUACGGCGGCCCGGGCACAGCGUGGUUCCGUGUACCUGAAGAUGGGCGACUUUGAAAACGCCGAAAUGGAUCUGAUGGUGGUGCUACGUAUGGAUCCACACAACCCGGAGGCAAACAUGCACUUUAGCCGCAUUGGACCGGCCCGCGACCAGUGGGUGCUGUGUGUGGAUCUGAUGGAGCGGGGAGAUUUUAACACGGCCAUCGCACUGCUAACACAGCUGCUCGAAGUGUGCCCCUGGUCGGUACCGAUUCGGGAGUCUCGUGCCCAGAUGUACCUGCGCAUCGGUGACCGGAUGGCGGCGGUAAGUGAUUUCCGCUCGGUGAACCGAUUGUCCCACGACAGCACGGAAGGAUAUUACCAGCUGGCGCGCAUCCUGUACGACAUCGGUGAUUCCGGUGCCGCGCUGAAGGAGAUCCGCGAGUGUCUCAAGCUGGACCCCGAGCACAAAGACUGCUUCCCCUUCUAUAAGAAAAUAAAAAAGGUAGACAAAGUGUACGUGGAUGCGCAGCUGGCCCAGGAAGAACAACGAUACGCCGACUGUAUUAGUGGGGGCGAGAAGCUAGUCAAUCUGGAACCGGACGUUCCGAUGAUUGUGUACAACGGCAAACAGCUGCUGUGCAGCUGUCUAGUAAAGGAGGAAGAGUUCACCGAUGCUGUCGUUCGAUGCCGGGAAGCGCUCGACAUUUAUCCCGACCCCGAGGUAAUGUGUGACCGGGCCGAAGCGCUCAUCGGUGCGGAAAUGUACGACGAGGCCAUUGCACAGUAUCGUGAAGCGCUCGAGAUAAAUGACAAUCUGCAGCGGGCAAAGGAUGGCAUCGAACAUGCGCAGCGCGUUCAAAAGCAAGCGGAACGGCGAGAUUAUUACAAAAUUCUAGGCGUUAAACGUACCGCCACGAAGCAGGAAAUUGUGAAAGCAUACCGGAAAGCGGCCCAAAAGUGGCAUCCGGACAAUUUCCAGGGCGACCAGAAGAAGAUGGCCGAAAAGAAGUUCAUCGAUGUGGCGGCAGCGAAGGAGGUGCUGACGGAUCCGGAGAAGCGAAAACAGUUCGAUGCUGGACAGGAUCCGCUCGAUCCCGAAGCAGGCCGGAAUGGGUUCGGAGGUGGCAAUCCAUUCCAUCACUUCCAUCACGGGUCUCCCUUCCAGUUUAAGUUCCACUUCACGUAAUGUGCUCCAGCACGUUCUGUUUCCUUCCUGCGCUGCGCAAAAUACCCUCCCUUUCGUUCCUUUUCGUUAGUUAGUUGUCGCUGUCGGUCCGGAUGGGUGCAGUGCACUAUCCGACCACGCAAGGACAAAAAGCAGAUGGAAACACAAAUCGAAAAUCACGCAACCAUUUGCGACAGGCGUGCUCUCAGGUGAUCUUUUUUUGCGUUCUUGCUAGGGAAUGUGUCGUAGCAUGAAAGAGUUCACUUUUAUCAGAUGCUGUAAUGUGCGUGUAUGAGCUAACGGAUACCGUGUGCCAGCUUUAAUUUAUUGUUCAUCCGUUAGGUCUUUUUUUUGCUGUUUAUUUUGGCAGUUGAGCUAUACACAAGUUCUCACGAUUGAUAAAUCGUUUUAAUUUUAAAACGGAUAUUUUCUACGCUCCGAAGCUACACGACUAAACAGAAAGUAAACAAUUCGCCAAUGAAGCAUUAUAUUUUGUUACUAUAAAGUUUUUUUUAGUGAAUGCUCUCAUUAGCUAGUGUAGUGCGGUCGUAUUAUUUCCCGAAGGCAAACAAGGACGGUAGAAAAGUGAACGUACAAUUUCUAGGCAGAAGCAGGCAGACUGUCGAUAGACUGAAACGGUUGAUGAUAAGAGAUCGAACGCGGCAUAAACAGCUUGUUAACGUGUUUUGUACAUAUUAAUACUGCUUUGGUCACAAUCUAAAAGCUAAAACAAUACAAUAAACCUCUUAGUGAUACUAGUACGAA
Anopheles funestus (African malaria mosquito) is the source of this 2618-nucleotide messenger RNA. It is a transcript of the gene P58IPK, whose product is annotated as dnaJ homolog subfamily C member 3. The record is from RefSeq and is a predicted model, not a curated record. Gene Ontology annotation, molecular function: misfolded protein binding; protein-folding chaperone binding. Gene Ontology annotation, biological process: protein folding in endoplasmic reticulum. The transcript has 3 exons. NCBI's taxonomy places the organism in Eukaryota, Metazoa, Arthropoda, Insecta, Diptera, Culicidae. Gene Ontology annotation, cellular component: endoplasmic reticulum. Bases 387 to 1874 code for a protein of 495 amino acids.